UCCCACCGCCGGUCCUUAGACCCGGGCGCCGCGCCGUGCCGCGCCGAGCUAUGGCGGCGCCGGGGCAGAACCUGGCUGUGGUGGUGCGCCGAGCCGGGGACCUGCGCCUGGAAAACCGUCCAGUUCCGGAACCGGGUCCCAAUGAGGUCCUCCUGCGGAUGCAUUCUGUUGGGAUCUGUGGGUCUGACGUUCACUACUGGCAGCAUGGUCGAAUUGGGGAUUUUGUCAUGAAGGACCCCAUGGUAUUGGGGCACGAAGCUUCUGGGACUGUUGUCAAAGUGGGAUCAGGGGUGACUGGUCUGAAACCAGGUGAUCGAGUGGCCAUUGAGCCUGGUGUCCCAAGAGAAAUGGAUGAGUUCUGCAAAACUGGCCGCUAUAACCUGUCUCCAACCAUCUUCUUCUGCGCGACGCCUCCUGAUAAUGGGAACUUGUGCCGCUACUACAAGCACAGUGCCAGCUACUGCUACAAGCUUCCAGAUAAUGUCACCUUUGAAGAAGGAGCCCUUAUUGAGCCUCUUUCGGUGGGAAUCCAUGCCUGCAAAAGAGCAGGAGUCACUCUGGGAAGCAAAGUCUUUGUGUCUGGCUCUGGACCAAUUGGCCUUGUUAAUGUGCUUGUUGCUAAGAUGAUGGGUGCAGCGGCUGUGGUAAUUACUGAUUUAUCUGCAUCUCGCCUUCAAAAAGCCAAGGAGGUGGGGGCAGAUUUCACCAUUCAGGUGAAGAAUGAGACCCCGAAGGAGGUGGCCUUCAAAGUGGAAAGUCUGCUUGGCUGCAUGCCCGAGAUAACUGUGGAGUGUACAGGAGUGGAAGCCUGCAUCCAGGCUGGCAUUUAUGCCACUCGUUCUGGUGGGACCUUGGUGCUGGUGGGGCUGGGGCCUGAGAUGGUCACUGUGCCCAUCGUGAACGCUGCCGUGCGAGAGGUGGAUAUCCGGGGGAUAUUCCGCUAUUGCAACACGUGGCCUGUGGCAAUUGCGCUGCUCGCAUCCAAGCGGAUCAAUGUCAAGCCUUUGGUUACACACCGUUUUCCCCUGGAAAAGGCUCUUGAGGCAUUUGAGACCACCAAGAGGGGUGAAGGGGUCAAAGUCAUGUUGAAGUGUGACCCCACUGACCACAACCCCUGAGAUGCUGUGGUGACCAGCCCUCUCCCCUGUCACACUGCCUGCCCAGGAUGUGAAGCAUGAGGCCACAGGAGGCUGAUGUAUGGCUGUUGCAUGUUUAUACAGUCACCUUAUGCAGGCACUGCCUUGUAAAGGGUGAAUGGCACUGAGGGAUACACCAUUUGAGUAUUAACAGGUAACUACAAAUGAAGAACCCAUAGGGGAUAGUUUGAAUCAAAAUGCUGCUGUUUGAUUAGGGACUAUGGUUCACAUAGCUGGCUCUCCCCCGGCAGACCCCACGUGCAGAAGAGCCUGGGUGUCUCUGUGUGUAUUGGGCAGAGCUGCCUGUGUCUUUUCAGUCACACCUUCCCUCAGGGACACUCGGGGUCUGUAUCGACCUGCAGAACAAAGCCUGGCUAGCCCACCUCUAUGGGAAGCAUCUGCACAUUCAGGCUGUUCUCUUUAUGCUCUUUGCAGACAGCAACUGUGGGUCCAAAGCUCUGAGCAUUUUUGAAGAAGCUAGUCUGGAGGCCAGCUGGGACUGUAUCUGCUGUGUCAUCCCCCCACAGCAGCUCCCCGCAGGGCAGAAGUGCUGAUCCAGGACAGGCUGCAGUGUGUUUGCAGGGAAACUGCCCUGGCUCUGGCUGGGACCAGAGAGAGCCCUGUCCUUACGUGGUUCCCAAGGAGGGGCUGCUGCUGGGGGACAGAGCUCGCUUUUACCAUGGAGGGGAGUGAAGGUGACGAGUAAGGGAACAGCAUCACUGAAGGGUUUUACCACUGCAAAUGAAUUGUAACUUUUCCCAGAUAUCAGGCCUUCCUGCUGAGCUUGUGAGCCAUGAACAAGGUACUAAUGAGAUAGCAGGUUGCAGAUUAAUCUAAUCUUUGAUUACAGUCAUGUGUUAAUUUUACUACUGAGAGAUCAGUCCCUUUCUUGGGCUCGUGAACUUUCCUCAAUAAAAGCUACCUGCCUGA
Molecule: messenger RNA, 2066 nt
Organism: Falco peregrinus (peregrine falcon)
Lineage: Eukaryota; Metazoa; Chordata; Aves; Falconiformes; Falconidae
Gene: SORD
Product: sorbitol dehydrogenase
Exons: 9
Coding region: 51-1118 (355 amino acids)
Biological process (GO): D-sorbitol catabolic process
Molecular function (GO): L-iditol 2-dehydrogenase (NAD+) activity; zinc ion binding
Source: RefSeq, a predicted model, not a curated record